UUUGAUGCCUGCUUUAAUCGAUGCUUCUCUUGCAUUUCUGUUUGAAUUCUGCAUUUGCAAUUCAAUCCCCUCCCCAGCGAGCCUCCCGCACAGCCCAAAACCACUUCAUGCGGGUCUGCACAUUUUCUUCUUGGCGGCUUCUUUUCUUUUGUAAAGUCCCCUCCAUACACGCUUCUAGGCACCCAUCCCCUCCUUUUCCCGCUAUCCGUCCUCCCAUUCGACGCGCCGCCUGUCCGUCACAAAUCUGACUCUUGCCCCUCCCCGCCUUCCUGAUUGAGUGCUUGUUCCCCGCCUUCUUCCUCUGUUUUGGCCGGCCUCUUCGAAGCAGUCGCUGAUUGGUCGGAGGUGUGCUCGUCACGCUGCCGGCCCAAUCGGAGCCCGCCUACAUGCCCACGAGCGAGCCGGGAACUUGCAACAGGAGUAUAAAGGAAAUAAUGGCUGGUAGUGAUGAUCUCUUAAAGAAUCUGCAGAAUAACUUGCAAGAACUGAACCAAUUCCGAUCCAAAUAUCUUGUGUCAGCCAAGCGUCCUUUGUCUGCAGGUACCAAGGCUUUGCUUCGUGACCAACAGCAACUGCCAAGAGAAAAUAUGAACAUCCAGCCAUUUGCUCCUAGAAAGAGCAUCCGUCACCGUAACCCUUACUGGCCUGAUGAAGAAAUCCGAACUUUUAUUGAGAUCUGGGGUGAUGACCAGGUCCAAGCCUCACUGGCAACCAAUUUUCGCAAUGAGGCCCAGUAUGAGUGGAUCUCUGAUCGGAUGCGAGAAUAUGGCUACGACCGGGAUAUGAAGCAGUGCCGUUUGCGUGCCAAAGAGCUUCGGCGAGGAUACAAGGCAAUUGUUUGUGGAAACAACUCUUCUGUGAGUGGUCAGCGUGCCCUGCCAUUCUAUGAUUCCUUGAACAGUUUUCUGUGCAUGCACAAGGGCCUUGUGGUGUCCAAAGUCUCCCUCUCUAUAGAUCGGAGAAAUCGAGAGGCACAAAAGCUGGGACUGGAGCAGGAGAAGAAUGAAAAGUUAAGUGUUGUCCUUGUUUCAGAUGAUGAUGAAGCUUCCAUUCCAGAGCCUACAGAUGACUCCAAUGGCUACUUUCAAGAUGCACGAAUGGAUUCUGACCCCGUGAACGCACAGUCUCCAGGAGAUGAAUGGGAACAGCACGGAGAAGAUGGUAUUUUGGCAAGUGACAUGGCUUCACCUAGUUUUCCAAAUUCUAGAGGCGAGAGCCAUUCUGCCAAUUCAGGCCCAUCCAGUUCCUUCCCCAGGUUGCCUCUGGCUGACUCUGACAGAGUGAGCAACCAUUGGCACCGGAAGCAGAGGAAACAAAUGGAAGCCACCUCAGACCUUGUGGAAGCCAUCUCUCAAGUGGGCGACAGACUAGUCAAUGCUCUGUCUGCUUUGCAUUCAACACACAGAGAAACAUCUGAGCUUGCACAGACCCGGGAAAAUUAUGCCUGCAAGGAGGAGUUUGCCACCCUUGCGAGUCAUGUAGACCAGGCCACAAAAAACAUGGACAAGCUCAUCACUCUCAUGGAGACAUCUACCAGGAGGAUUGCAGAUGCCAUGGACAGACAAACAGCUGCCUUGGAAAACCUAGCACAGCUGUUUGCCACAAAAGCACAAGCUCCUUUGGGGCCCACUGUAUCCCAAGAGCAGCCUAUCCUUUCUUCGCCAAGUGUCUCCGGACCACUCCCAUCACUACCAGCAGGCUUGCACAAUACCCUGAACACUUUGGAGGCACAUCGUACUGGGGAUCUCAAACCACAAGCAUCACCAGCUCAUUCUGAGGCUGAGGAAUGUCAACCAAAGACAAAGAAAAUAAAAACAGAAGACGACUAAUAUCAUUGGGUUUUACAGUAAUGCCCUCACAUUUGCUUGCUUGCUCUCAUGGGGUGAAUAUUCAUCCUGGGUUGGUUUUUUUAAGGUUAUUUUGAGGAACAAGCAAGGAAGGUGGUGUGUGUAAAAAAUCUUGUGUGUGUGUGUGUGUGUGAGAGAGAGAGAGAGAGAGAGAGAGUGUUUUUAAAAAGGUUUGUAGUGAGGAUUUAAGUUUCUGGGUGGGUUUGUAUGAGGGAGGGAAAUGGGAGUUUUGCCCGGAUUGAUAACCUGUACAGUUCACUGGCAUUCCAUUAUUUUAUCAUUUAUUCUGUACCCUGCUGCUUAGAUAUGCAAUUUAAGUUGCAAUCCAGUGCAUGCUUACUUGGGAGUAAGUCCCAUUGAAUUCUGUAAGCCUUACAUCCAAGUAGGCAUGGCUAGACUGUCAGUGUGGUCUGAAUACUGGCUUUGGGUGUGGAUUAGAUGGAUUCAGACUCCCUGCUCAGACAUCAGUUUGCUGGGUGGCCUUCAGUGGGUCCCUGGGAACCACAAUUUCCCUGUCUUCAAAGGUGUAAUAAUAAUGACCUAUAUCACUUGUUGGUUUUGAAGAUGAAUCAUUGUAUACACUAAAACUUCUAUAGAAGAUAAAAGUAGAUAACUCCAUAUUUUUGUUGAUAUAUAAAAUUCUGUUAUUAAAUCAGUGAGCUGCACUGUCAGGAA
Varanus komodoensis (Komodo dragon) is the source of this 2522-nucleotide messenger RNA. RefSeq lists its product as uncharacterized. The transcript has 3 exons. Lineage: Eukaryota; Metazoa; Chordata; Lepidosauria; Squamata; Varanidae. The record is from RefSeq and is a predicted model, not a curated record. The coding region runs from base 387 to 1829 and encodes 480 amino acids.